GUCUCUGAGAACGUACUACGGGCUUGUAGGUGAAUCUAAAUCGCGACAUAACCUCAAAGAAAGUUGAGAUUGACAGUUGUCUGUAAAUAUAUAAAGAGUUAUUCGAGAAAUAAAUUGAUUAAACCUGACAAUGAGAAACUAAAAGAUUACAGUCGAUCUUACUGUGACUCUAUAUUGUUAUAUAUCUUAAAAAUGGUUAUAUAUGGCGUCUAUAUCGUGUCGAAAUCGGGCGGAUUAAUUUUUAAUCAUGACCACAAUGUUCCACGAAUUGAAAACGAAAAGACGUUUAAUUAUCCAUUGGAUAUAAAGUUGAGUUAUGAAAACAAAAAGAUUGUUGUUUCGUUUGGCCAGAAGGAUGGGAUCAAUGUGGGACACGUUUUAUCAGCAGUUAAUGGAAACCCAGUAGUGGGACGGGAACUAGAAAAUGGAAAAGAUGUAUUCGAACUGCUUGAGCAACCAGAAAAUUUUCCUUUACUGCUUAAAUUUAGCCGUGCUAAGAUGACAACAAAUGAAAAAAUCUUCUUAGCAUCCAUGUUCUAUCCCUUAUUUGCAAUUGCUAGUCAAUUGAGCCCAGAACCACGUUGUUCUGGAAUUGAAAUUUUGGAGGCAGACACAUUCCGAUUACAUUGUUACCAAACAUUAACUGGAAUUAAAUUUAUUGUUGUAGCAGAGCCUACACAAAGUGGAAUUGAAAUUUUAUUAAAAAGAGUGUACGAAUUAUAUGCAGAUUAUGCUUUAAAGAACCCUUUUUAUUCAUUGGAAAUGCCAAUCAGAUGUGAACUAUUUGAAUCUAACUUGCAAACUUUACUGGAGAAUGUUGAAAAAUCUGGUGCUGGCAGUGUUUGAUUAAUUAU
Hylaeus volcanicus is the source of this 854-nucleotide messenger RNA. It is a transcript of the gene Trs23, whose product is annotated as trafficking protein particle complex subunit 4. The transcript is spliced from 2 exons. The record is from RefSeq and is a predicted model, not a curated record. Gene Ontology annotation, biological process: endoplasmic reticulum to Golgi vesicle-mediated transport. The coding region runs from base 193 to 846 and encodes 217 amino acids. Gene Ontology annotation, cellular component: TRAPP complex. Lineage: Eukaryota; Metazoa; Arthropoda; Insecta; Hymenoptera; Colletidae.